UGGGCCUUGUAGUCUCAGUUUCCCAGAUAGGCAGGGAUGGGCCGCUGCACCGGGAGGAGUCUGCUGGAGCAGGAUGUGAGCUCACAGCCCGGGAUUGCUGUUGGGCAGGCGGCUACAAGCUAGGGGCGGCAAGGAGUCGGUUGCCAUUCAGCUGAGAGGAAGAAGCGCCCCCGGGGACGGUGAGAGCUUGGCCUGCCGAUGCGCACUGAGAGUAUGAGGCUCUGGCCUCCCCAGGACACUCCCUUGUGAACACUUCCACCACGGCGGAGCCUUCCAAGCCUACCUCCUGCCGUGUGGUGAUCUACCUGCAGCGGGAGAUGUCGGGGGACACAUGUCUAUGCCCAGCCUCAGGUGCCAAGCCCAAGCUAAGUGGCUUCAAGGGAGGAGGGCUGGGCAACAAGUACGUGCAGCUCAAUGUAGGCGGCUCCCUGUACUACACCACGGUGCGGGCACUCACCCGGCAUGACACCAUGCUCAAGGCCAUGUUCAGUGGGCGCAUGGAGGUACUGACCGACAAAGAAGGCUGGAUCCUCAUAGACCGAUGUGGAAAGCACUUUGGCACCAUUUUGAAUAACCUCCGAGAUGACACUAUUACCCUCCCUCAAAACCGGCAAGAAAUCAAAGAAUUGAUGGCUGAAGCAAAAUAUUACCUCAUUCAGGGCCUGGUGAACAUGUGCCAGACUGCCCUGCAGGACAAGAAGGACUCCUACCAGCCUGUGUSCAACAUCCCCAUCAUCACAUCCCUGAGGGAGGAGGACAGGCUCAUCGAAUCCUCCACCAAGCCCGUGGUGAAGCUGCUGUACAAUAGAAGCAACAACAAGUAUUCCUACACCAGCAACUCCGAUGACCACCUGCUGAAAAACAUAGAGCUGUUUGACAAGCUGUCCUUGCGCUUCAAUGGCCGUGUGCUCUUCAUCAAGGAUGUCAUCGGUGACGAGAUCUGCUGCUGGUCCUUCUAUGGCCAGGGUCGUAAGCUGGCAGAGGUGUGCUGCACCUCCAUCGUGUAUGCCACAGAGAAGAAGCAGACCAAGGUGGAAUUUCCAGAGGCCCGAAUCUAUGAGGAGACACUUAAUGUCCUACUCUAUGAGACCCCCCGCGUCCCUGACAACUCCUUGUUGGAGGCCACAAGCCGGAGCCGCAGCCAGGCUUCCCCCAGUGAAGAUGAGGAAGCCUAUGAACUGCGGGAUCGUGUGCGCCGCAUCCAUGUCAAGCGCUAUAGCACCUACGAUGACCGGCAGCUCGRCCACCAAUCUGCCCAUCGUGASUGAUAAGACCUUCAAGGAGAUGGGGCACAGGAGGCCCUGUCUCCUGCCCUCUGCAGCCCCACGCUGCAAUUGCCUGGUUGUCUGCUCCAGCACUCAGAAACAUGACAAGCCCUUCCUGUGAAAUCAAGGGCCUGGGCUGGGAAGGGCCCGUUCCCUGGCCCUGACUGUUGAGCACUACCAGAUCCAUCUCCCUUCCUGUCCAGCAGGGAGCUACUUCUGUUGUGGGGUGAGCUGACCAGCCUCCCUCCUCCUGCUAAGCACAUUCCCCUCUGGGCCCUAUGCUGAGUGCCCUUCCUCAGCGRAGCCCCAYAGGRAUGGCUUCAUUCUGGGGGAAAGGCUGCUYCUGGUGCUGUGGAGGCCCAGUCUUUAUCACAGGUGGGGCUUCUUUUUCCCUAAGGUGUUGAAGCACAGGUUUGAUGAGCUUGAUUUUUAAAAAAUAAUCUAGGAAAUGAAUAGUUUUAUAUAAUGAGGGACUAGGCAUUUGUUACCCCUGCAGGGUGCCAGAAUCCUGCAUAAGGUAGACCCCUCAGCCCUUCUUGAUGCUUUUGGGAUCUGUCUUUAAUGCACUUUGUACUGUUAUUCAGGAGAUUAGCCUGCCCUGACCCACACCUUUUCCUGACCCUAAUCCCCUUUUCCUGCAGAAUCAUUCUGAGGGAGAGGAUAAAGAGAAAGCAAUAAAAACAAAACUGACCAGUUUUGGCUUUAUCAGCCUGGCCAGGCAGCCCAGGGCACCAAGGAAGACAGGCUAUGGGCUAGGGAUGUGGCUCAAGCGGUAGCGUGCUUGCCUGGCAAGUGUGCGGCCCGGGUUCGAUCCUCGGCACC
Messenger RNA from Urocitellus parryii (Arctic ground squirrel), 2087 nucleotides. RefSeq names its product TNF alpha induced protein 1 (gene Tnfaip1). Gene Ontology annotation, cellular component: Cul3-RING ubiquitin ligase complex. Gene Ontology annotation, biological process: protein homooligomerization; negative regulation of Rho protein signal transduction; protein ubiquitination. Gene Ontology annotation, molecular function: ubiquitin-protein transferase activity; protein binding. The record is from RefSeq and is a predicted model, not a curated record. Lineage: Eukaryota; Metazoa; Chordata; Mammalia; Rodentia; Sciuridae.